Molecule: messenger RNA, 8049 nt
Organism: Numida meleagris (helmeted guineafowl)
Lineage: Eukaryota; Metazoa; Chordata; Aves; Galliformes; Numididae
Gene: SOX5
Product: SRY-box 5
Exons: 15
Coding region: 419-2701 (760 amino acids)
Biological process (GO): positive regulation of chondrocyte differentiation; cell fate commitment; regulation of transcription by RNA polymerase II
Cellular component (GO): nucleus
Molecular function (GO): RNA polymerase II cis-regulatory region sequence-specific DNA binding; DNA-binding transcription factor activity, RNA polymerase II-specific
Source: RefSeq, a predicted model, not a curated record
CUAUUCUAUGAUUCUGUGAUUGUUAAAGCUUCUUCCACAGUAGUUGAAAACCUUUUUGAGUUUAAACUAAUUUGAGGAAAAGAUCUUCUGUCUAUGUAAGUUGUAAACCAUUGUGUUAUCCCUGAAAGUAGGUCCAAGAUGUUUGGCAGCCCUUUGUUAAAAUGGUAUAAUCUUAGUAACUUCAUAAAUAGAUAGACCUGCUUAAAAGCACUCAAUUUCAGAUAACAUUGUUACUCACAAUGUAGCUGUUUCCUUUUGCUUAUUGUUUAUAGUGGGAACUCUACUUGCAUCUCAGAUAUGGACUCUUUUGAUACCUGGUAUUAGCUGCCUAGGAAAAUGAAGAGGUGUGAAAGGGAUAUGAACUGAGGGAUCAUUUAGAAGUCAGAAGAGGGACCAGUAAAGCUGCAGAAAUAAUGAGAUGUCUUCCAAGCGACCAGCCUCUCCGUAUGGGGAAGCAGAUGGAGAGGUAGCCAUGGUGACAAGCAGACAGAAAGUGGGAGAAGAGGAGAGUGACGGGCUCCCAGCCUUUCACCUUCCCUUGCAUGUGAGUUUUCCCAACAAGCCUCACUCUGAGGAAUUUCAGCCAGUUUCUCUGCUGACGCAAGAGAACUGUGGCCAUAGGACUCCCACUUCUCAGCACAACACAAUGGAAGUUGAUGGCAAUAAAGUGAUGUCUUCAUUUGCCCCGCACAACUCAUCUACCUCACCCUUGAAGGCAGAAGAAGGUGGGCGUCAGAGUGGAGAAUCAUUGUCCAGCACAGCCCUGGGAACCCCUGAAAGGCGCAAAGGAAGCCUAGCGGAUGUUGUAGACACGCUUAAGCAAAGAAAAAUGGAAGAGCUCAUCAAAAAUGAACCAGAAGAAACUCCCAGUAUUGAAAAGCUACUAUCAAAGGACUGGAAAGACAAGCUUCUUGCCAUGGGAUCAGGGAACUUUGGAGAAAUAAAAGGGACUCCAGAAAGCCUCGCUGAGAAAGAAAGGCAGCUCAUGGGUAUGAUCAAUCAGCUGACCAGUUUGCGAGAACAGCUGCUAGCAGCUCACGAUGAACAGAAGAAACUGGCUGCCUCACAGAUCGAGAAGCAACGCCAGCAAAUGGAGCUGGCUAAGCAGCAACAAGAACAGAUUGCAAGACAACAGCAGCAGCUCCUGCAGCAGCAACACAAAAUUAACCUUCUUCAGCAACAGAUCCAGCAGGUCCAGGGUCAGCUGCCUCCAUUAAUGAUUCCCGUAUUCCCUCCAGACCAACGAACCCUAGCAGCAGCUGCUCAGCAAGGAUUCCUUCUUCCUCCUGGUUUCAGCUACAAAGCGGGAUGCAGUGACCCCUACCCUGUUCAGCUGAUCCCGACUACUAUGGCAGCUGCUGCCGCAGCAACACCAGGCCUAGGCCCGCUCCAACUGCAGCAGUUGUAUGCUGCCCAACUUGCUGCAAUGCAAGUGUCUCCAGGAGGCAAGAUACCUGGCAUAUCCCAGGGUAACCUUGGUGCUGCCGUAUCGCCUACCAGCAUCCACACAGACAAGAGCACAAACAGCCCUCCACCCAAAAGCAAGGAUGAAGUGGCCCAGCCUCUGAACCUCUCAGCCAAACCCAAGACAUCUGAUGGCAAGUCUCCCACAUCACCCACCUCUCCUCAUAUGCCAACUCUGAGAAUAAAUAGUGGGGCCAGUUCACUAAAAUCCUCUGUGCCAGCAACAUUAGCUAGUCCUUCAGCCAGAGCUAAUACAAUAGAUAUCCUUUCUUCUAUCACGUCGUCAGGUUAUUUAAAUGACCAUGAUGCUGUUACCAAGGCAAUCCAGGAGGCUCGGCAGAUGAAGGAGCAACUUCGGAGGGAACAACAGGUGCUGGACGGGAAGGUGGCUGUUGUGAAUAGUCUGGGUCUCAACAACUGCAGGACAGAAAAGGACAAAACUACACUGGAGACCCUGACUCAGCAACUGGCAGUAAAACAGAGCGAAGACGGGAAGUUUAGCCACGCAAUGAUGGAUUUCAACAUGAGUGGAGAUUCUGAUGGAAGUGCAGGAGUUUCAGAAUCAAGAAUUUAUCGGGAAUCCAGAGGGCGUGGCAGUAAUGAGCCCCAUAUCAAGCGCCCAAUGAAUGCAUUCAUGGUGUGGGCUAAAGACGAAAGGAGGAAGAUCCUUCAAGCCUUCCCUGACAUGCACAAUUCCAAUAUCAGCAAGAUACUAGGAUCUCGCUGGAAAGCUAUGACAAACCUAGAGAAGCAGCCAUACUACGAGGAACAGGCCCGACUCAGCAAACAGCACCUGGAGAAAUAUCCAGACUACAAAUACAAGCCAAGGCCGAAGCGUACCUGCCUUGUAGAUGGCAAAAAAUUACGCAUUGGCGAGUACAAGGCUAUCAUGCGCAACAGACGUCAGGAGAUGAGGCAGUAUUUUAAUGUUGGGCAACAAGCACAGAUUCCCAUUGCCACCGCAGGUGUCGUUUACCCAGGAGCCAUCGCCAUGGCAGGAAUGCCUUCCCCACACCUGCCCUCGGAGCACUCGAGCGUGUCCAGCAGCCCCGAGCCCGGGAUGCCCGUCAUCCAGAGCACUUACGGCAUCAAAGGCGAGGAGCCCCAUAUCAAGGAAGAGAUGCAGACCGAUGACGUCAAUGGAGAAAUCUACGAUGAGUAUGAUGAGGAAGAGGAUGACCCCGAUGUGGACUAUGGCAGUGACAGUGAAAAUCACAUUGCGGGGCAAGCCAACUGAUCAGGGUCCAAAUAUCACGUGACCUGCAGGACUUCAAGGAGAAAAGAAAAAAUAAAUAAAGCCCCAUCUGGUUUAUCCUUACCAGUGGCCAAGCACAUUAACUUUCUCAUACACUGACUGUUACUUUAACUGUUAGUCUUAACUAGUUGGGACAUCAGCUGACUAAUAGACAUCAGCCUGCAUCAGAAGAAAAAAGGCUCAGAAGAAAGGAAACAAAGACAACGACAACAACAACAGAAUAAUAUAAGCUAUGGGUAAAAUAAUGCCAGUAAUUCAGCUGCUAUACCCAAGCACUGAAGUCUUACCCGUCGACCUUUUAUUAUUAUUAUUUUUUUUUCAAAUAAACUUUAUGGCUGUUUGUUCUACAAUGUUCUAGAAAUUCUCACUCAGGUACACAGUGCCAACAAGUGGCUUGUGAAUGUGUUUUGUUGUUUUGUGCUACAGUUUAAAGAGAAAUAAUUUUUUUUUUUUUUUUUUUUUUUUGGUAAUGCACCUGACAGGAAAGAAAAAAAAAGAUAAAAUUCCUUUUUCCCCUUCUGUCUCCUCCAUCUCCUCCUCCCUGGCACGUUUGGGUCUGAAGCGUGUGUGUGUGUGCGUGUGCGCGUGGCUGGCAAGGAAGGAAGUGGGGAGCCUGUUUCUGUUAACCCCAACAAGCAAUUAUUUCCUUUCAAGAGAGAACUUCUCUUCAUCAGUUGCACAUCAUACUGAGUCUUUGAGCAAGUGCCAAAUUUGUACUACAGCGCUGAACUAGUCCAAUUUGCUUAUUUUUUGGUUGGUCUCUGUUUUUGUUUUUCUUUGGGUUUCCUUUCUCUUCCUGCUCUAUCUCAAGUUAGGACAGUGUUGUAUCUUAGACAAUCCCUUGAAGAACCUGAUAUACCAGCAGCUGGUGAGAUUAGAUUUAUAUUUUUGGUUUUGCUUUUGCUUUUUAAAGGAAACUGUAGGUGCCAUUCUCAGGUGAAAAAAAGAGAGAGAGAGAGAGAGAGAGCAUAAGAAAUUUAGAGAAAAAAUAUUUUAUGAUCUUGGAUUUUCAUGUGUGCGUGUUUAUGGUACUAAUAAGAAUAAUAUUGGACUAUUGUGAGCAAAAAGCAUGUUCCAGAAUGAAAUCCCGCACCCUCCAAAGGUCUUGGUCUGUAAGGAGCUUUUGCUUUUCAUUUACACUUCAAGUGGCAGCACAUACAACAUGAAAAAAGAAUUGUUCAGAAUAGGAUUUGUUCAACACACGACAGGGCAACUGGAAAUGUUAACUUCUUGCUGAGUGUAAUUAGGUUACUGUGAUGUCCAGUGUUAAUGAACUCAUACCUACAGGGCUGCUGAGCACUGAUCUCUGAUUCAAAAGGCAAUUGCAUUGUGUUUUUGUUUUUUUAACUAGCAUUUUUUUUCUCCUUUGCACUUGCAGAAAUCCAGUUUUAUCAGUGGGAUGUUUUUGUAGGAAAAAAGACUAAUAGAUACAAAGAGAUUUUUGUUUUCAAAGCAGAGAAUAGAAGACCCAAAACCUAUGUGGUGCUGUGUUUCCCUAGCUGCUGCCUCUCACAGGUGAAAAAUUGUCUCCUGGGCUAUGUUCCUUCCAGCGCUGUUCUAGAGCCCCUAGGUACGUUGUUGUGCAGCUUUGCCUUCCUUGGGCAACAGCAGCCAUGGUGAAGAAGGUGGAUUUACAGAAGUGUAAUGCUGAACAGAUGUUAGCGUGUUGUAAUUUCAACAAGGUAACUGAGUAUUACGCUUUAUUUCGGACAAAGAACAAAUACAAGCAAGUUACAGAAUCUCUUCUCAUCCCUGCACUCUCAUCUUCCUCUAGAAAGAGAGGACCCACGUUCGUGUAGCAAAACAUUACAUCUAAACCAAUCAGCCAACCAAAAAGGCUACCUCUAGUUUCAAGCACCAGCUGUCCAGUAGAUCUGCAAAGUCCUAGGGUCAUACAGAGAAAAAGAGCCUUCCUCUGAGUCAGUUUUCUAGUACCACCUUCGUGUUGCUCACUGGUAAAUCCUUAAUGCUUAAGAGGCUCAUUGCCAGCAUUCCCUUACAGCCUUGUGAGUCUUUGUGCCAGCCAGAUCUCAGCCCGAGGGUUUGCCAGAACCAGAGUGUUCAGUACUUGGCAAUGUUGAUUUUGUGAAUUUACCUUGUGACGUAAAUUUAGACCUCUUGGUAACAGCCAUUUAAUCCAAGUGCAGGGGAGAAGGGGCAGGCAGCAGGAGGGGCUGGAGAGGAGGAUGUGGGGUCUUUUCUGAUGGAUCACCGCUUGAAGUGUAACUUGACCUGUGCAGACCUUGCGCAAAGCAAACAAGCAAAUGCCAUUGAAGAAUAGGACAAUACUCCAAGGAGCGGUUUGGACGUAUGAUACUUCUACCCUGCAACAUCUGUUUUGUUUUUCUCCUUGUUUUCCCUUUUUUGAUGUCCACCUCUGCCUCACAAAAAUUCUUUUCUAUUUUCUCUCUCUCAGAAGAUUUGCUCUGAAGUUAUGCUUGGAGUAGCUGAUCAUAUCCUCCAUGUCAGAGAGGGUUCUUUUUGUUUGUGUUUUAUGACUGUGUUUUUUUUUUUUUUUUCAGUUGAACUGCCUCUUCUUGCUAGUGUUGUAAUGGUAAUUAUUAUAAUAAUAAUAAUAAUGGUCAGCUGUUCCCAGAUUAGUAAAUUAUGUAUAAUUUAUUUUAUUCCCCCCCCUCCUUUUUUAACUUUAUUUUAUUCUGUUCUAAUUUGGCAGUGCAGCAAAUGAAGCUGUUAGGCUAUUUAAAAUGGAUACCCCUCCCCACCUUGCCUUUUUAUAUAUAUAUAAAUAUAUAUAUAUACAUAUGAAAACAAAUAGCUUCUUCUUCUGCUCACACCAUUCCUCUUUCUGUUAUUUUAAUUUUGGCCCCAGCCAUGUCAACUUCUGAUGUUUAUUAUGAUGGAGUGAAUUAAUGGGAGUGUUGUUUUCAAUCUUAAUUAACUUCUGCUCUCUCAUCACUCAUUUUAGUUAUUUAAUUACACCAGUCAUCUAGAGCCAAUUUUUUUGAAGCACUCUGUUUAGAUAAGAAGAAAAAAAAUAGGCAAUUGUUUUUAUAUCAUUAUUAUGUACAAUGUGAAAACAGAUAUUUGCUCCUUUUUUUUUUUAACUUUUAAAUUUGUUCCCUGUCUUUGUGAACAAAUUACUUCUGACUCUUGUGGGUUCACCUCACAUUUGCUGGAUGCUUAAUUUCCACCAUGUUAUAGAGACUCUCUGGUUUAAUGGUGUAACGUUGGGCUACCAGAAUACUUUGUUUUAGCUCCAGGUAGGUGCCACUGCAGCAAGCAUGAUUGGAGCAAGCAUUGGAUGCGUGGGCUGGAAAGCCAGCCACGGUGAAGUCUAUGGGACAAGGGUCCCGUCACUUCAGCCGGGCCAAAUUUCAGCCCUGGACUAUGGGCAGUGCUGCAGGAGAUGCUCUGGAGAUGCUCUGGAGCUGGCCCCAUUUCGGUUCCAUGCUGGAGCAAGGCUGGUGCCAGGGCAGCAGGACGAGCUCUGCACUCACUGCUCACCGUGUAGGCCUGGACUAAGGCUCAGGCCAACUCUGGGUUUGUCACCUGCACGUUUCUGUCUGAGGGACAAUGCUGGAGCCUGGGUUUGGUCAGGCUGGUCAAAGGGGUAGCUGGAGCGAACUGUCUGCCACCCGCAUUUCAAUACUGAAGCUGAUGCAGCAAUGAUAAAAUGAAAAAAAAAAGGAAAAAAAAAAAAAAGGCUCUGGGGUCCCAAACCAGCAAAACAUUUGUGCCUGUGCUAAGGUUUUGUUGGGUCAAAGUACAAGCGCCCAUAUAUCCUUCAGUCCUUCAGAUCUGAAGAUGAGGCCCUGUUUGUCCCUCUUUCAUUUCUCACAAAAAAAAAAAACCAAAAAAAAAAAACAAAAAAAAAAAAGCAGAACAUAUUAAAAUAGAUCUUCUUGUCUUGUUUCUUUUUUUUUUUCCUGGGUUCUGUGCCCUAGAGCAUGUAGGCAAACCAGGUUAGAAGAGGUUAGCCUUGUAUUAACCUACAAGCGCGUGGAGGCCGUGCUGCUGCCACGGCCCUGCUCUCCUCUGACAUCGGGGAGCCUCUUGCGUCAGUGUGCUCGGUAGCUUAGAGAAGAACAAUACCAGCAGUAGGGAAAAGGAGAAAAGAGAAAAACUGAGACACUUGCUUCUAAGCUCAAUUAAAUAACACAGAGUAUAUCCUUUUUCAAUUUAUUCAUGCCUUAUAUUAGUAAAAUAGGAUUUUUAAGUGCAUUUAACAUCUUUAUUUAACCGUUCCGCUGUAUUAAUCAGGCCCCCAGAAAAGAACACUGGCUAUUAUUAUAGCAUUUAAUUAGUUUUGUAACCAAAUCCUCUUAUUACAAAUGCAUAUGGAAGAAAUUCUUUCUUCGAAGACAUUAUUUCAAAGAUUUGGUUACUGCAGUAGACUCUCUUUAAUUAAAUCAUUUUUUAGAAAGUAAAUUGUCUUUAACCUUUUUACAGUACAUUUUCAGAGCUUUUUCUUUUUAAUCCAAAGAGAUGAGCUGUUAUUGUCCCUGAAGAAGCCUCUGACAUCACGUUUGUAACAUCAAAAAUAAUUAUACUCCGUGGAAACGUAGACCUUACUUAGCAAGAAUUCAUCUGCUAGAAUGAAUGGCAACUAUAUAAUACCCUGUGCAUUUAAGGGCAUGAUUUAUCAGAUAGGAAGUAUUUUUGUCUGCCCACUUCUUGAUAGAAUCAUAUCUUCAGUUUUGCAAAGAAAUGUAUGUAAUUCACUGGAUGUGGAUUCAAGUGUAUCCUCAAUUCACAGGGCAUGGGCUGGAUGUUUAGCUUGGUUUAUAUUUACAUUUUUUCAACUUUAUCUUAACUUGUCAGUUUCCCAGAUUGAAGAACAUGUCAAGUUCAUUUUUUUCUACUGACUGAUUUCUCUACUCCCCAGUGUUUUUGUCACUGGUUUGCUGAAACAGUAUUUAUAUAGCUCCGUUGGCUCUAAAGCUCUUACUCCUUUAAUGUUUUGGAUUUUACAAGUGAAAUGAAAAUAGAAAAGAAAUAGAGACAAUCAAAUGCCUGGAGCUUAAAACAAAGUAUGCGCAACCUACCAUCUCACUUGAAAUUUAAUAAAAGAAAUAAUUAUGUAAAUAUAACAUAGAGUUAUAGAUUUAUAUUUUGUUCAUAACACAUAGUGUAAUAUAAGUUGUAUAUUUUCAUGUUUUGGUUUUAUGUUAUCAUUCAUGCCACAAUAAAUGAGAAAAACAGGAGUUGAUGUACUCUUUAAAAAAAAAUACAAUGUGGGUUGCCACCAUCCUGGGUUUUUGGUUUUGUUUUUUGUUUUGUUUUGUUUUUUUUGUUUCUUUUGCAUUCCCCUUUUUCAGUAUUAUUGCCCUGCAAGGCACCAAUAAAACAGCAAAUGUGUUCUUUACCUA